Phaeoacremonium minimum UCRPA7 is the source of this 1098-nucleotide messenger RNA. Its product is annotated as putative oxidoreductase protein. The transcript is spliced from 2 exons. The record is from RefSeq and is a predicted model, not a curated record. Gene Ontology annotation, molecular function: oxidoreductase activity. Bases 1 to 1098 code for a protein of 365 amino acids. Lineage: Eukaryota; Fungi; Ascomycota; Sordariomycetes; Togniniales; Togniniaceae.
AUGCCAAAAGCUCUAGCACUAAAGAAGAUUGAGGGGGGCAAGCCCGGUCAGGUGUAUUAUCCCCUGGUGCUCAAGGAGAUCCCCAAGCCAGCCUCGCCUGGGCCCAAUGAACUUCUUAUCCGUCUCAAUGCAGCUGCAUUGAACCAUCGAGACCUGUUCAUCAGGCAGCAUUUGUAUCCAGGCAUUUCUUGGGACACUCCCAUGCUGGCCGAUGGCUACGGCACGGUCGUGGAGGCAGGACCAAACUGCAAAACCAACUUGGUGAAUAAGCCAGUGGUCCUGACUCCGUGCCGAGGAUGGGAAUCCAGUCCCGAAGGCCCAGAGGACAUGUUGAAGUACGCUGUCCUCGGCUCUACUGUCUCUUACGAUCUUGGCAUGGCCCAGGAGUACAUCGUCGUGUCAGAAGACGAGGUCGAGCCUGCCCCUGAGCAUUUGACGCCUGCCGAGGGAGCUGCAUUGCCGCUGGUAGGACUGACGGGAUGGCGAGCGCUUGUCACGAAGAGCGCCAAUGCCGAGCCCGGGAGGAACAUUUUAAUCACAGGCAUCGGCGGUGGAGUCGCUCUGCAAGUACUGCAAUUCGCCGUCGCCAAAGAGUGCAAUGUGUUUGUGACGUCCGGGGACGAGGCCAAGCUUGAGAAGGCAAAGAAGAUGGGCGCUAAAGGCGGUGUGAUAUACAAGGCUCCGGACUGGGAGAAGCAGCUGCAGAAGAUGCUCCCGGAGGAUCGGCCGUACCUCGAUGCCGUCGUUGACGGCGCUGGGGGUGAUAUCAUGAAGAGAGUUAUCAGAAUCAUCAAACCUGGGGGCAUCAUCUCAUCAUACGGCAUGACUCUAGCGCCGAAGAUGGAUUGGAUUGCACAGGCUUUCAUGAAGAACGUCGAGCUCAGGGGCAGCACCAUGGGUUCUAGAAAGGAGUUCAAGGAGAUGAUGGAUUUCGUUAGAGAGAAGAAGAUACGCCCGGUCGUUAGCCGGGUUGUCAAGGGUUUGGAUAAUCUGGAGGCGUUAGAUGGCUUGUUUACGGAGAUGCAUGAGGGAAAGCAGUUCGGCAAGUUAGUGAUUGAAAUCAACCCGGAUAGGCCUGACUCACCUUCCAAACUGUAA